AUGGGGCUUCCACUUAGUCCGGUGCUGGCGGAUAUUGUAAUGGAGCAUAUUUUAGACGAGGCGAUGACCAUAUUAAACUUGCAGGUGGAUGUUUGCCUAAAAUAUGUGGACGAUUUAUUCCUAAUGGUUCCGAAGCAGUCAGUUGAUUACAUCCUGUCGGUAUUCAAUUCCAUCAAUAUCAACAUUCAAUUCACACAUGUAGUUGAGCAAAACAAUGAGUUGGCGUUCUUGGACACCACAGUUAUUCGUGACGCAGUUGGCGCAAUAUCGUUUUUGUGGUUCUCCAAACCAACUUGUUCGAACCGGUUACUGAACUACAGAUCGAAUCAUCCUAUGAACCAAAAGUUGAACGUUGUGGAUAACUUGAUCAAAAGAAUGUAUGGGCUGAGCUCAACAAAAUUCCACUACCAAUGCAGCAGAAACAUUAAGAAAAUUCUCAUGAUGAACGAUUACCCAUUGGACUUAAUAGAGAACCGUAUCAAGAAGCAUAUUAAUUCUAGAGAAAAUCAACAAGUGAGUCCACCACAGGUGGAUACGAAUGUUUCCAGUUCCGAUGUCCAGAAUGAGAUUAUGUACAGAGGCCUGCAUUUCCAUAGCUCUUGUUCCCAGAACAUUGGCAAAAUUUUGUGCGAAGAUAGUGAGAAUUUGCGUUUGGGUUUUAAGCCGACUUACACGAACCGUGCCAUCUUCUCUAAACUCAAACAAAAGACAUUGGAAGAAGACUUAUAUAAUGUGGUCUACAACAUCCCGUGCUUUGGUGAUGGAAUAAACGCACAAUGUGAGCUGUCCUAUGUGGGCAGUACCGGACACAAAGUCAAAAUAAGAGGAGGCCAACAUGUCGACGAUAUUAAGAAGUUUAAUCGUGACAACGACCUGGAAGGCACAACGGCAGUAGUCCACCAUUUUCAUGAUGUUGUACAUGUUCCGGACACAGACAACAUUUCGGUGUUGGCGAUUGAACAUAAUAAGACAAAGAGAAAAAUUCUAGAGUCUCUAUACAUUAUGACGAAUGACACGAUGAAUUUCAGGCGAGACACUGAGAACAUUAAUUCGGUGUACAAAAGCUUGCUAAGAAAAUAA
Molecule: messenger RNA, 1080 nt
Organism: Bradysia coprophila
Lineage: Eukaryota; Metazoa; Arthropoda; Insecta; Diptera; Sciaridae
Source: RefSeq, a predicted model, not a curated record